Parasteatoda tepidariorum (common house spider) is the source of this 892-nucleotide messenger RNA. RefSeq names its product ubiquitin conjugating enzyme 7 (gene Ubc7). The record is from RefSeq and is a predicted model, not a curated record. NCBI's taxonomy places the organism in Eukaryota, Metazoa, Arthropoda, Arachnida, Araneae, Theridiidae.
AAACAUUAGAACCAAUUCCAAGCUGUGUGUUUUUUCACUGUUUGCGUCAUCCUCAAACACUUUUUUGUUGGUUUUGUUAUUGAAUUGAGAAGAAAAUGACAGGUGAUGCCCACUAGUUUCUUGAAAACAACCGUUCCAUUUAGAGUUUUAUAUUGACUAUUUUCUAGGAUUUAAAUUCGAUUUUAUACGAUCAACAACAUUGAUACAAAGCAUGGCCGGAUCGGCUUUGAGACGCUUAAUGGCGGAAUAUAAACAACUGACUUUAAAUCCACCUGAAGGAAUAAUAGCUGGUCCUGUAAAUGAAGAAAACUUUUUUGAAUGGGAAGCAUUAAUUACAGGUCCUGAAGGAACUUGUUUUGAAGGAGGUGUUUUUCCCGCAAAAUUGAUAUUUCCUGCAGACUAUCCAUUAAGUCCUCCAAAAAUGCAAUUUAGUUGUGAAAUGUUUCAUCCCAAUAUCUAUCCCGAUGGCAGAGUAUGUAUUUCGAUUUUGCAUGCUCCUGGGGAUGAUCCUAUGGGAUACGAGUCAUCAGCUGAGCGAUGGAGUCCCGUGCAGAGUGUGGAAAAAAUUCUUUUAUCUGUAAUUUCUAUGUUAGCUGAGCCAAACGAUGAAAGUGGAGCAAACGUAGAUGCUGCCAAAAUGUGGAGAGAAGACCGAGAACAAUUUAAUAGAAUUGCGGAUAGAUUAGUUCGAAAAUCUCUUGGCCUUACGAGUUGAAAAAAUUAUGUUUUUCUUCAAAUAUUUUGCCCAUUCCUAAGCUUGUUGGUAUUAUGUAUAGCCCUUAAAAGUGUAUAUUAUAUAAAUUAUGUUAAAUUAUAAAAUUUUGGAAAUAUGUUCAGUUUAACUACUUUGUUUACUUCAAUUACAAUUUAUUAAAAAUUGUUUAUAAAUUUA